AUGAUAUUGCUUGGUUUUAGCAAUAUUUGGUUGUUUUUAUUGAUUGUUAGGCAAAUAUCGGGUAUUUCAUACAAUCAACCAAAGCUUUGUGCAAAUGCAACGUGGAACCAGACAGCUAUAACUUUUGCCAAUAUCACCACGGUUGGCACACAACCUGUAGGCAUGUUUAUCAAUACAGAUAACAGCGUUUAUGUCGCUGAUCAAUCGAAUGGAAGGAUUCAAGUGUGGUUUAACGGAAGUACCACACUUACAGGCAAUUACUCUGGUGGCUUAUCCGUGCCUUUUAGCGUUUUUGUUACGGACAAUAGUGAUGUUUAUGUUGACAAUGGCAAAACAAACUAUCGGGUUGAUAAAUGGGGAUGGAAUUCAACAAGCAGUGUUCCAGCAAUGUAUACGUGUGGACAAUGUUACAGUCUUUUUGUCGAUAUCAAUAAUAUGCUUUACUGUUUAACGGGUGCGAAUCAUCAAGUUGUCUCAAAGUCAUUGGACACAUAUUUAAAUGUAUGGAGUAUUGUCGCUGGUACAGGUUCAGCUGGAUCAACCUCGGUUACACUUAAUACUCCGUGGGGAAUCUGUGUUGAUACUAACUUGAAUUUGUAUGUAGCCGACACUAACAAUAACAGGAUUCAAAAAUUUGCCUCAGGACAAUUGAACGGAACAACAAUAGCAACUGGAACCAUUGUAUUGUCUGGUCCAACUUCAGUUAUAUUUGAUGCUGAUGGAUAUAUGUUUAUUGCUGAUUGCUUCAAUCAACGUCUUAUUGGCUCAGGGCCUAAUGGGUUUCGAUGUAUAGCGGCAUGUUCUGGAGCUGGUUUAUCAUCCAGCCAAUUAUAUUACCCACAUACUAUGAGUUUUGAUAGUUAUGGAAAUAUAUUUGUCGUUGAUCAAGAAAAUAACAGAGUGCAAAAAUUUCUUUUGUUACCAAAUUCAUGCAAUGGAGCGACAACAGUAACAACUAUGGCCACAGUAACUUCAAUAAAUAAUAGCCAAUCAGUUUCUGUAACAACAACUGCACCAUAUUCAAAUCCUAUUUCAUACAAUAUACCAAAAUUCACUGCGUAUACUACUUGGAGCUCCAAUGGAAUAACUUUGGCAAACAGCACCCUGGUCGGAACAUAUCCUUACGGUAUAUUUGUUGAUAAUAAUAACACGGUAUACGUAAGUGAGUAUUCUUUAAAUCGUGUUCAAGUGUGGCGUGAAGGUAGUAGCAAACCGAUAAGAAAUAUCUCCGGUAAUUUAAAUACUCCAUGUUCUGUUUUUGUUACGAGUAAUGGUGAUAUUUAUGUCGAUAAUGGUUAUGUAAAUAGUCGAGUGGAUAAAUGGGCAUUAAAUACAACAAAUAGUACUGUGGUAAUGAACGUCAAAUCUAUGUGCUGUGCUCUUUUUAUCGAUAUUAAUAAUAAUAUUUAUUGUACACCGCUCGGAUAUCAUCAAGUUAAUACAAAAUUAUUGAAUAGUAAUUCAAGUAUAUGGACAAUCGCUGCUGGCACAGGUUGUGCUGGAGCAACAUCAAAUACGCUUCAUGACCCUCGUGGAAUAUUUGUCGAUACAGAUCUUAAUUUGUACGUUGCUGAUUGUACCAAUAAUAGGGUGCAAAAGUUUCUAUCACAACAAGUAAAUGGAAUAACGCUAGCAGGAACUGGAGCAACUGGAACUAUUAGUCUCAGCUGCCCUACUGGAAUUGCCCUGGAUGCUGAUAACUACGUAUUCAUUACGGAUUAUUUUAAUAAUCGUAUUGUUGGAUCAGGACCAAACGGGUUUCGUUGUUUAUUAGGAUGUACAAAUGUUGCCGGUUCAGCAUCUAAUCAAUUAUAUUAUCCAACAAGUUUAAGUUUCGAUAGUUACGAUUUGAUUAUUAAUCAACCAAGCUUCUGUCCAUCUACAACAUGGUAUACAAAUGCUAUUACAGUCGCUAAUGUCAGCACCGUUGGUUUUCAACCUUAUGGCCUUUUUAUUAGUAUGAGCAAUACUCUUUACGUAGCGAAUAUACAAAACAAUAGCGUUCAAAUGUGGCUAGAAGGAAGUGUGAAUCCUGACAAAACUAUUUCUGGUGGUUUGUAUCAACCUAGAAGUGUUUUCGUUGCACCUUUGGGCGACAUGUAUAUCGACAAUGGUGCCUCUAAUGGUCGAGUCGACCAAUGGUUCGUAAAUGCAAAUAGUAGUGUUCCUUUUAUGACAGUUUCCAACUUCUGUGGUAGUAUUUUUAUUGAUAUUGAAAAUACUCUCUAUUGUUCAGUAAGUAACAAUCAUCAGGUUGUUAAGAAAUGGUUAAAUGAUAACAUGACUGCGUCAACUAUUGUUGCUGGUACGGGUACUGCGGGAUCGGCUGCAAAUAUGCUUAAUUUACCUUAUGGAGUCUUUGUUGAUGUUGAUAUCAAUUUAUAUGUUGCAGAUUGCUCAAAUAAUAGAGUGCAGCUCUUUCCUUUAGGGCAGUCAAAUGGAAUAACUAUAGUUGGAAGCGGAGCACCAUCAACUAUUUCACUCAAUUGUCCAAAUGGAAUUACAUUGGAUGCCAAUGGUUAUCUCUUCAUUGUGGAUCAAAACAAUCAACGAGUUGUUGGAUCAGGACCAUAUGGUUUUCGAUGUAUAUUCGGAUGUAUAAGUGUUACUGGUUCAGCAUCUAAUCAAUUCUAUUAUCCACGAAGUCUUAGCUUUGAUAGCUAUGGAAAUCUUUUCAUCGUUGAUCAAUAUAAUUCAAGAAUUCAAAAAUUCAUUAUGGCGUCAAAUUCUUGUAGUCUUUCUUAUAAUCAACCAACAUUUUGUUCUAAUGCUUUAUGGUAUUCUAAUGCGUCAACUUUUGCAUCGAAUAGUACAAUUGGUUCAUUACCUUAUGGUAUUUUUAUUAAUGGAAUUAAUACUGUGUAUGUACCUAAUCGAGUUAGUAACACUAUUUUAUCAUGGCCACAAGGAAGUAAUACAUCAACAAGCAAUAGUUAUAGUAAUUUGAGUAAUCCAUAUAGUCUUUUUAUGUCUAUGGCUGGUGAUAUUUAUAUUGAUAAUGGUUAUUCAUAUGGUCGAGUGGAUAAAUAUACAUUUAAUACAUCAAAUCGUGUUACUGUUAUGAAUGUUAAUGGAAGUUGUUAUGGUUUAUUUAUUGAUAUUAGUGAUAAUCUGUAUUGUUCACUUAAAACUCUUCAUCAAGUUGUUAAACUCUUACUUAAUAAUGGUACAACCAUUCCAACGAUUGCAGCCGGAAAUGGUUCUGCAGGAUCAUUAUCAAAUAUGCUUAAUUCUCCACAAGGAAUCUAUGUUGAUAGUAAUUUAAAUCUAUAUAUUGCAGACAGUGCUAACAAUCGUAUUCAAUUCGUUCGAACUGGCCAAUUAAAUGGAGUGGCAGUCGUUGGUAAUGGUUCAUCGACAAAUAUUAUACUUAAUUACCCAACUGGAAUUGUCCUUGAUGCUAAUGGUUAUCUUUUUAUUGUCGAUAGUUAUAAUCAUCGUAUUGUUGGUUCAAGUUCUUCUGGUUUUCGAUGUAUAGUAGGAUGUUCGGGAGGUGGUUCAACUGCAUCUCAAUUAUCUUUUCCACAAAGCAUGGCUUUUGAUAGCUAUGGAAAUAUAUAUGUUACUGAUCGAAAUAAUAGUCGAGUGCAACAAUUCGCUCUUCAAACUAACAAUUGCAGUAAGUUAUUUUUAUAUAAUGAGACAUUAUGA
This is a messenger RNA of Adineta steineri, 3651 nucleotides long. Lineage: Eukaryota; Metazoa; Rotifera; Eurotatoria; Adinetida; Adinetidae. The record is from the annotation of a GenBank genome assembly.